CCGUGUAUACUUAGUAGUAUUUAAGUGUCGACUAUACUAAACUGACGUCGAUAUGGUUUUACUAUUCGGAAAUCGAUAGUGAUGUGCUAGAAGUUGUAUUUCGCGUAUUUCGUUAUUAAAUAUCAUAAUGUUACGUUUAUUUUUUAUAUCGUUUUUGUUAUUUAUAAGUGACUUUGUUAAUUGUGGUGUGUUUAAAAGAGAUCUGUUUAAAUUGGACAUUGUUCAUUAUAAUGAUUUUCAUGCAAGAUUCGAGGAAACGACAGUAUCUUACCCAGUAUGCAUAUCGAACGAUACAUCUUGCUUAGGAGGCUACGCUCGCUUGUACCAUGAAAUCAAAACACUGCUCAAGGAGAAACCUGACGCCCUGUUGUUGAAUGCUGGCGACACUUUUCAAGGAACCUAUUGGUAUACGUUGUUGAAAUGGAAUAUAACGCAAAGAUUCAUAAACUUAUUGCCAAAUGAUGCACACACGAUUGGCAAUCACGAAUUCGAUGAUGGAAUAGCGGGCUUAGCACCGUACCUUGCGGCACUCCAAGCACCAGUCGUCGUGGCCAACAUUGAUACAAGCCUUGAACCAGCAUUGGACGGUUUAUAUAAACCGCAUAUAAUAUUAGAAAGAAAUGGAAGAAAAAUAGGAAUAUUCGGUUUAAUAACAUCAGAAACUAAGACAUCUUCGAAUGCUGAAAAUGUUAUCUUUUUAGAUCCAAUAAAAACAGCACAAAAAGAAGCUAAGAUACUAAAAGAUCAAGGAGUAAAUAUUAUAAUUCUGUUAUCUCACUGUGGACUAAAUAUUGACAAGCAAAUAGCAUCGACGGUUGGAGAGAACAUUGACAUAAUUGUAGGAGGUCACUCACAUAGUCUUUUAUGGAACGGGAAGUCACCGAGCAAUGAAUAUAUUUCUGGACCAUACCCUGUACUUGUGCGGACUGAAUCAAAUCCUCGUCAUCAAGUUUUGAUUGUGACAGCGGCAUGUUUUACAAAGUAUUUGGGUAACCUGACAGUUUAUUUUGAUAAGGAGGGCCACUUGAAGGAUUUCGAGGGUGAACCGGUGUUUCUCAACAGAUCCAUUCCAGAAGACCCUGAUAUAAAAGCUCUACUCCAACCCUAUACUGAUGAUCUUCAUGAAAUCGUGAACGAAGUAGUUGGUUUCGUUGAUGAUGAAUUUCUUACUGACGACUGUGGAUCGAAGGAGUGUGCUAUCGGCGAUUUUUUCGCGGAUGCAUUUUUGUAUUCGACAAAGGAAUUGAAAGUCUCAAACCUAACCCACGUAUCAUUCGUAUUGCGUAAUAUGAUUCGUGGAUCAAUUCCAAAAGGAGAAAUAACAAGAGGCGAAGUUAUAAAUGCAUUACCGUUUACAAACACCGUCGUUACAUUUUCUUUGCUCGGAAAAUAUUUGAUCGAUGCCUUUAAAAAUUGCAUGAGCACGUCCUGGAUCGCUAAGCCCUUUCAAGGACCGUGGAUGCCUCAAGUUUCGGGAAUGCGCUUAAAACUAAAUUUGACGAACGAGUUAACUGUUGAAGUAUUAGUUAAAGAAGGUGAAGAUUACGUGCCUUUAGAACCAGAAAUGGAAUAUCAAGUAACAACAAUGAGUUUUAUUAGUAAAGGCGGAAACGGUUUUGGUAUGUUAAGUAAAUAUGGAAAGAACAUGGCUUCAAUUGGCAAAGACAGCGAUGUCUUAGAAAACUAUAUAAGGAAAGUUACACCGAUCACACCGACCUUGGAUAAUAGACUUAUUGUAAUAAAUUAAUAUUUUUAUUA
This is a messenger RNA of Vanessa tameamea, 1758 nucleotides long. RefSeq names its product apyrase-like. Gene Ontology annotation, cellular component: plasma membrane. The transcript is spliced from 11 exons. The record is from RefSeq and is a predicted model, not a curated record. Gene Ontology annotation, molecular function: 5'-nucleotidase activity. The coding region runs from base 128 to 1747 and encodes 539 amino acids. Lineage: Eukaryota; Metazoa; Arthropoda; Insecta; Lepidoptera; Nymphalidae. Gene Ontology annotation, biological process: AMP catabolic process.